AUGUCGUCAGUUAAGGUGGCCGUCAGGGUUCGACCUUUCAAUAACAGGGAACUGGCCAGAGAGGCAGUGUCCAUAAUAGAGAUGAGUGGGAAUUCCACAACAAUUAUAGAUCCAAGACCCGGACAUGACUUUGGUAGAAUGCAUACUUUCAGCUAUGACCAUUCCUAUUGGUCACUAUCGCCCGAAGAUGAAAGUUUCGCCGACCAGAAGCAGGUUUACGAAGACAUAGGCGUCGAGAUGUUAGAACAUGCCAUGGACGGAUACAACGUCUGCAUUUUCGCGUACGGACAGACGGGAGCGGGAAAAAGUUACACCAUGAUGGGACGAUGCGAUCCGGGCCAAUCCGGAAUCAUACCUCAGCUCUGCGAAGACUUAUUCAACAGGAUAAAGAACAAGGAGUCAAUGGAUAUUGCUUAUAAUGUUGAGGUCAGUUACAUGGAAAUCUACUGCGAACACGUUCGUGACCUACUUAACCCCAAAAACAAGGGCAAUCUGCGGGUGCGUGAACACCCCCUUUUGGGACCGUACGUUGAAGAUCUAUCUAAACUCGUCGUCACUUCAUUUUUCGAUAUUAACAGUCUCAUUGACGAAGGGAAUAAAGCGAGAACGGUUGCGGCGACGAACAUGAACGAGACCAGCAGCAGGUCUCACGCCGUCUUCACGAUCGUUCUCACACAAAAGCGCUACGACCACGACUCAAAUAUACUCGGAGAAAAAGUAAGCAAGAUAAGUUUGGUGGACCUAGCGGGGAGUGAAAGGGCCGACUCGACGGGGGCCAAAGGAACGAGAUUGAAGGAGGGGGCCAACAUAAAUAAGUCCCUGACUACUCUUGGAAAAGUUAUCUCGGCGUUGGCCGAACUGAAUAAAAAGAAAAAGAAAUCCGAUUUCAUACCAUACAGGGACUCCGUACUGACCUGGUUACUGAGGGAGAAUCUAGGCGGUAACUCGAAGACGGCAAUGAUAGCAGCUAUAAGCCCGGCAGACAUCAACUACGAUGAAACGCUUAGCACACUGAGAUAUGCGGACAGGGCCAAGCAGAUAAUGUGCAAGGCAGUGGUGAAUGAAGACCCGAACGCCAAACUGAUCAGAGAGCUGAAGGAGGAGGUCGAGAAGUUGAGAGAGAUAUUGAGAUUGGAGGGGAUCGAUGAUGUUAAAUUCAUCAUGUUCAUAGAUGGCGCAAUGUAUAGAAGCAUGAAAAUGACCAUGUCGUCAGGUUUCAUCAUCGUCACCAUCGUCAUCAUCAUCAUGGAACCAGAUAAAACGAACUCAGAGAUGAUAGAGAGAUUGAAGGCUGCGGAAAAAUUAGUAAAAGAAUUAAAUGAAACAUGGGAGGAUAAACUGAAGAGAACUGAAAGAGUGAGGAUUGAAAGAGAGGCGGUGCUAGCAGAGAUGGGCGUGGCUCUGAAGGACGACAGCUCAUUGGUCGGAACCCCGCACUUAGUUAACUUGAACGAAGAUUCGCUCAUGUCCGAAUGCUUGCUGUACUACAUAAAAGAUGGUAUAACCCGAGUUGGGCGGGCCCAUUGUGAGUCGGGGGUGGUCCAGGAUAUCCAACUGAAUGGCUCGCUCAUUCUAGAUGAACAUUGCGUCUUCAACAAUGCACAAGGUAAAGUGACCUUGACCCCUUGUGAGCUGGCACUCUGUUACGUCAAUGGUAAGGAGGUCACGACCCGUGUUGAACUCGUCACGGGGUCAAGGAUUAUUUUCGGCAAGAGUCACGUGUUUCGUUUCAAUAAUCCCAUACAAGAAAUGGCGGACAGGAAGAUGACCAACAGCAUAGAGGAGAUCAUGAAGCAGGCUGAUUGGACGUUCGCACAGUCGGAGCUGCUAGAAAAACAAGGAAUCGAUCUUAAGAAAGAGAUGGAGGCUAAGUAUGAUGACGAUGAUGAUGAUGAUGACGACUCGUGA
Molecule: messenger RNA, 1908 nt
Organism: Helobdella robusta
Lineage: Eukaryota; Metazoa; Annelida; Clitellata; Rhynchobdellida; Glossiphoniidae
Exons: 17
Coding region: 1-1908 (635 amino acids)
Biological process (GO): microtubule-based movement
Molecular function (GO): microtubule motor activity; ATP binding; microtubule binding
Source: RefSeq, a predicted model, not a curated record